GUGUGGUACAUGGACGGAUACUACAAAGGUCGUCGUGUCUUGGAAUUCCGAACCCUCAACGACUUCGUGACGGGUCAGAACUUCGUCCAACACCUCCUGCCUCACCCUUGGGCUGGGACAGGCCACGUGGUCUACAACGGAUCCCUGUACUAUAACAAAUACCAGAGCAACAUCGCGGUCAAGUAUCACUUCCGUUCCCGGAGCGUCCUGGUGCAACGGAGCCUUUCCGGCGCCGGCUACAACAACACCUUCCCUUACUCCUGGGGAGGAUUCUCUGACAUCGAUUUCAUGGUGGAUGAGAAUGGGCUGUGGGCAGUGUACACCAGUAACCAGCACGCCGGGAACAUCGUGGUGAGCCGCGUGGACCCGCAGAGCCUGGAAGUGCUGCGCAGUUGGGACACGGGUUAUCCCAAAAGAAGUGCCGGAGAAUCCUUCAUGAUUUGUGGGACUCUCUACGUCACCAACUCUCACCUGGCUGGAGCCAAGAUCUACUUUGCUUACUACACAAACACUUCCAGCUAUGAGUACACAGAUAUUCCUUUCCAUAACCAGUAUUCCCACAUCUCCAUGCUGGACUACAAUCCCCGCGAGAGGGUCCUGUACACCUGGAACAACGGGCACCAGGUCAUCUACAACGUCACCCUCUUCCACGUCAUCAAGACGUCUGGAGAGCUGUGA
Molecule: messenger RNA, 678 nt
Organism: Acanthisitta chloris (rifleman)
Lineage: Eukaryota; Metazoa; Chordata; Aves; Passeriformes; Acanthisittidae
Product: noelin-2
Exons: 1
Biological process (GO): signal transduction
Source: RefSeq, a predicted model, not a curated record